GAGCGAGAUCUGUUUUGAUAUUCAUAAAAAAGAAAAGAAAAGUAAAAGUCCUAAUUCCUCUUCAAUAAACUAAAUAAAUACCGCUUUUUGGCUCAGCCGUCUCUAUUUCCAAUAUUUUUUUCUUUAAUUUUAUUAUUUUUGUUCUUCGUUUAGUUGAUUACUUUGUUUGAAGAUACAGUCAUGGCGUAUGCAUCUCAUGCAAUCAAUCACUCGAAAAAGUUGAGAAAUGUUUCCAACUUACUGCGACAUGAGCAUGCUAGUUUGGCUCGGUGUUUUUCAAAUGACACUCGCUUCUCUGUCAGUAAAAAGGACGAUGCUGGGAAUGCUCGUCACCAUGGCCUUAUGCCUGCUGAAAAAAUGAGGUUCUCUAGCAGCACUGCUAAUACCACUGUAUCAUCAUUUGGUGCAUUUAAGAAAAAUACUUCUAGGAUGAUAAUGCAAGUAGGGAAUCCGAUGGCUGCACCUCUACUCUCGAAGGAGUUUUCUUGUUCACAGGUACAGUCAAGGAGAGGAUUUUCAUCUGAUUCAGGUCUUCCUCCACACCAAGCGAUUGGAAUGCCUUCUCUCUCACCUACAAUGACAGAGGGUAAUAUAGCAAGGUGGUUGAAGAAAGAGGGUGACAAAGUUUCACCUGGUGAAGUGCUAUGCGAAGUUGAAACUGACAAAGCAACAGUUGAGAUGGAAUGCAUGGAAGAAGGUUUCCUUGCAAAGAUAAUAAAGGGUGAUGGAUCAAAAGAAAUUAAAGUUGGUGAGAUUAUUGCUAUUACUGUUGAAGAUGAGGAUGACAUUGCCAAAUUUAAGGAUUACAGUCCUUCAGCAUCAGAUGGUGCUGAUGCAGCUAAAGAACCUUCUUCCACCCCACCUCCCCCACCCAAAAAGGAGGUGGUUGAGGAAUCAGUUAGAUCACCAGAACCAAAGAUUUCCCAGCCCAGUGCAGCUCCUUCUGGAGAUCGAAUUUUUGCUAGUCCUCUUGCAAGAAAAUUGGCUCAAGAAAACAAUGUACCUCUCUCAAGCAUUAAAGGAACUGGUCCUGAUGGUCACAUUAUAAAGGCUGAUGUCGAAGAUUACUUGGCUUCAAGUGGGAAGGAAGUUUCUGCAAAAGCACCUAAGCCUGCUGCAUUAGAUUAUGUUGAUAUUCCUCACUCCCAAAUACGGAAGGUGACAGCUUCACGGUUAUUGUUCUCAAAGCAAACUAUUCCUCACUAUUAUUUAACCGUAGAUACAUGUGUCGACAAACUUAUCGAUUUGCGGAGUAAACUAAAUUCAUUACAAGAGGCCUCAGGUGGGAAGCGUAUAUCUGUAAAUGAUCUUGUGAUCAAGGCUGCUGCUUUGGCUCUUAGGAAAGUUCCCCAAUGCAACAGUUCAUGGACUGAUAACUAUAUUCGCCAGUAUAAUAAUGUCAAUAUUAAUGUAGCAGUACAGACGGAUAAUGGACUAUAUGUCCCAGUUGUUAGGGACGCAGACAAGAAAGGCUUAUCUAAAAUUGCUGAGGAGGUCAAGCUUUUGGCCCAAAAAGCCAAAGAGAAUAGCUUGAAACCAGAAGAUUAUGAGGGAGGCACAUUUACUGUGUCAAAUUUGGGAGGGCCUUUUGGCAUCAAGCAAUUCUGUGCCAUUGUCAAUCCUCCUCAGUCAGGCAUUUUAGCUGUUGGCUCUGCUGAGAAGAGGGUUGUACCUGGUUUGGGUCCCGAUGAAUUCAAAUUUGCUUCAUUCAUGUCAGUAACGCUAAGUUGUGAUCAUCGUGUUAUAGAUGGUGCAGUAGGUGCAGAAUGGUUAAAAGCAUUUAAGGGCUACAUAGAGAAUCCAGAAUCAAUGUUGCUGUAAAUCAAUUUCUAGUUGUUUUGUCAUUUCCUUGUAUACCUUUUCCUGAACACAAGGCAAUUGUGUUCCAUACUUCGACAUUGAGCUGCAUUUGUUUUUUUUGCAACCGGUUCAUCAAAUAGGAACUCCUGUAGUUUUUUGGGGUUCAACAAUGGUUGGGUGGAAUAAGAGCAUUGGGUUGUUUGGAGGCAGUGAACUGCAACUCAGUCAAUUUUGCUUUUGCACAGUGCUUUAACGUACUUUUCCAGGGGUUAUAUCUUUUAUCGAAUAGAUUUGUUUUUUUGGUGAUCCAAUAGCCGAUCCUAAUAAUAACCUUCCGUUCAAAGCUUUGGUUCACUGGAUGAAGUUUUUGGUGAACUAACUUAUAAUUGUAAUUUCGUUUUUUUCUGUUUGUAAAUUCGGUGAGCCUAUCACACGGGCCAAAGACUUUUCACAUUUGUUCAGAUUCGACGAUAAUAAACUUUAUUUGAUAUUU
Jatropha curcas is the source of this 2293-nucleotide messenger RNA. RefSeq names its product Dihydrolipoamide acetyltransferase, long form protein. Gene Ontology annotation, molecular function: dihydrolipoyllysine-residue acetyltransferase activity. Gene Ontology annotation, cellular component: pyruvate dehydrogenase complex. The record is from RefSeq and is a predicted model, not a curated record. Gene Ontology annotation, biological process: pyruvate decarboxylation to acetyl-CoA. Lineage: Eukaryota; Viridiplantae; Streptophyta; Magnoliopsida; Malpighiales; Euphorbiaceae.